CCUGUUCGUCUCGUCGCAUCCAACUCGGUCGAGCAAGAGUUGUAUUGUGGUUAGCUAGCUAGAAGAGAGAGAUGGCGAUGGCCGGAGCGAUUCGCGGGCGGGCACUGGUGGUCGCCGUCGCGGUGGUGGUCGCCGUGCUCGGGCGCGCGGCGGAGGCGCAGCAGCUGUCCCCCAACUUCUACUCGAGGACGUGCCCCAACCUGGCCAGCAUCGUGCGCUCCGGGAUGGCGUCCGCCGUGCGGAACGAGCCCCGGAUGGGCGCCUCCAUCCUUCGCCUCUUCUUCCAUGAUUGCUUCGUCAAUGGAUGCGACGGCUCGAUCCUGCUGGACGACACGUCGACGUUCACCGGCGAGAAGGGCGCCGGGCCGAACGCCAACUCGGCGCGCGGGUUCGAGGUGAUCGACGCCAUCAAGACGCAGGUGGAGGCGUCCUGCAAGGCCACCGUCUCCUGCGCCGACAUCCUCGCGCUCGCCGCCCGCGACGGCGUCAACCUGCUGGGCGGGCCGACGUGGAGCGUGCCGCUGGGGCGGAAGGACUCGCGCACGGCGAGCCAGAGCGCGGCGAACAGCAACCUGCCGGGGCCCGGGUCCAGCCUCGCCACGCUCAUCUCCAUGUUCGGCAACCAGGGGCUGUCGGCGCGCGACAUGACAGCGCUCUCCGGCGCCCACACCAUCGGCCGCUCCCAGUGCCAGUUCUUCCGCAGCCGCAUCUACACCGAGAGCAACAUCAACGCCUCCUUCGCCGCGCUCCGGCAGCAGACCUGCCCGCGCUCCGGCGGCGACGCCAACCUCGCGCCGUUCGACGUCCAGACCGCCGACGCCUUCGACAACGCCUACUACCAGAACCUGGUGUCGCAGCGCGGCCUGCUCCACUCCGACCAGGAGCUCUUCAACGGCGGCUCCCAGGACGCGCUCGUCAGGCAGUACAGCACCAACCCCUCCCAGUUCUCCGCCGACUUCGUCUCCGCCAUGGUCAAGAUGGGCAACCUGCUGCCGUCGUCGGGCACGGCCACGGAGGUCAGGCUCAACUGCAGGAAGGUGAACUAAUUACCAAGGAUGGUAAAACCCAGAGCUCACUGCAUUUGCAGGUGAUUUCCGAUGAUCACCGACGCCCUGGGAACCAUGGCGCCGGCCGGUGAGAUCAUACACAUGGAAGAAACAACAACGUGCCACCCUUGUUUGAUUUAAUAUAUAUUACCACAAAGUGUAAUAAUGUACAACAACACUUGUAUGAUGAUAGUGAUACUACCAUGGUAAAAUAUUGC
This is a messenger RNA of Oryza brachyantha (malo sina), 1264 nucleotides long. RefSeq names its product peroxidase P7-like. Gene Ontology annotation, biological process: hydrogen peroxide catabolic process; response to oxidative stress. Lineage: Eukaryota; Viridiplantae; Streptophyta; Magnoliopsida; Poales; Poaceae. The coding region runs from base 72 to 1046 and encodes 324 amino acids. The transcript is spliced from 3 exons. The record is from RefSeq and is a predicted model, not a curated record. Gene Ontology annotation, molecular function: heme binding; peroxidase activity.